Calypte anna (Anna's hummingbird) is the source of this 3280-nucleotide messenger RNA. RefSeq names its product beta-carotene oxygenase 1 (gene BCO1). The record is from RefSeq and is a predicted model, not a curated record. NCBI's taxonomy places the organism in Eukaryota, Metazoa, Chordata, Aves, Apodiformes, Trochilidae. Bases 108 to 1688 code for a protein of 526 amino acids. Gene Ontology annotation, molecular function: beta-carotene 15,15'-dioxygenase activity; carotenoid dioxygenase activity. Gene Ontology annotation, biological process: retinal metabolic process; carotene catabolic process. The transcript is spliced from 11 exons.
CCUUAUCUUUAUAUGUAACAGGAAAGAGCUGUUCUGAGCCCAGAAAGGAGGGGACCACUGCAGGAGCAGCUGGGGAGAGGACACAGAAGCUGUUGGGUGUCUGAGAGAUGGAUACGAUAUUUGGUAGAAAUAAAGAAGAACAUCCAGAGCCCAUAAAAGCUGAGGUGCGAGGUCAGUUGCCCACUUGGUUGCAAGGGAUACUGCUCCGAAAUGGCCCAGGGAUGCACACCAUAGGGGACACUAAGUAUAACCACUGGUUUGAUGGCUUGGCCCUGCUGCAUAGCUUUACAUUUAAAAAUGGUGAAGUUUACUACAGAAGUAAGUAUCUCCGGAGUGACACCUACAACUGCAAUAUAGAAGCAAACCGAAUCGUGGUGUCUGAGUUUGGAACCAUGGCUUACCCAGAUCCAUGCAAAAACAUAUUUUCCAAGGCAUUCACCUAUCUGUCUCACACCAUUCCUGAGUUCACAGACAACUGCCUGAUCAACAUCAUGAAAACUGGAGAUGACUUUUAUGCUACCAGUGAGACUAACUUCAUCAGGAAAAUUAAUCCACAGACACUGGAGACACUGGAGAAGGUUGACUACAACAAAUACGUAGCUGUAAAUGUGGCAACUUCUCACCCCCACUAUGACAGUGCUGGAAAUAUUCUCAACAUGGGUACUUCAAUAGUUGAUAAAGGGAAGACAAAAUAUAUAUUAUUUAAGAUUCCUCCCUCUGUGCCAGAAACAGAAAAGAAGAAAACUUGUUUUAAGCAUAUGGAAGUGGUAUGCUCCAUCCCUUCUCGCUCUCUGCUCCACCCAAGCUACUACCACAGCUUUGGAAUCACAGAAAAUUACAUUAUCUUCAUAGAGCAGCCAUUCAAACUGGAUAUUGUCAAAAUGGCAACUGCUUACAUGCGAGGUGUGAACUGGGCUUCCUGCCUUUCUUAUCAUAAGGAAGAUAAGACUUGGUUUCACUUUAUAGACAAGAAGACUAAAAAGGAAGUAUCCACCAAGUUUUAUACAGAUGCCAUGGUGCUUUUUCACCAUAUAAAUGCUUAUGAAGAGGAUGGCCACAUUGUUUUUGAUAUUAUUGCCUAUACUGACAAUAGCUUAUAUGACAUGUUCUAUUUAAAAAACCUCAAGGAAGACUUUGAGGAGACCAACAAGUUUACCUCUGUGCCAACCAGCAAACGAUUUGUUGUUCCUCUGCAGUAUGACAAGGAUGCAGAAGUAGGUUCUAAUUUAGUCACCAUUCAAACUACUGCAACUGCUGUAAAAGAGAAAGAUGGCAGCAUCUAUUGCCAGCCAGAAAUACUAUGUCAAGGGAUAGAACUGCCUCGCAUCAACUAUGGCUACAAUGGCAAGAAAUACACGUAUGUCUAUGCAACAGGAGUUCAGUGGAGUCCAGUUCCUACAAAGAUUGCUAAAUUCAAUGUCCACACAAAGGAAAUACUGCACUGGGGAGAAGACCACUGCUGGCCAUCUGAGCCUGUUUUUGUUCCCAGCCCUGAUGCAAAAGAAGAGGAUGAUGGCAUUGUUCUGACCUGUGUGGUGAUGUCUGAUCCGAAGCAAGCACCCUUCCUACUUGUCUUGGAUGCUAAAACAUUUAAAGAAUUGGGCCGAGCCACAGUAGAUGUGGAACUGCAUAUGGACUUACAUGGAAUAUUUAUACCAGAGAAAGAUUUGAAGACUGAGACUGAAUAAAAUGCUUUUCAUCCUAUUAUGCAGGCUGAGACAACCUUCUGAUAGAUGUGGGAUAAUAUAAUUCAGGAACAAGUUAUGACAAAAAAAUCAGUAAAUAUCUCUUGAAUAACUAUAUGUAAUUCUUUUAAGAGAUGGCAAUUAUUUUUAUUACAAAUAAUUUAUGCACAACUGGUACAUAACUUAAAACAGAGGAAUGAUCAGUAUUAAGUGCUAAUGUUGUAUACAACUCAGGGGGCAGGGAAUAGGAGACAAAGGCAUCAAGAAAUGUUUUUUUACAGUAGAAUAUAGCUUUCUGAGCAAAGGAAGUACUGUAUUUAUAGGGUGAUGCAUGGCAUGAGUCACCAAUGACUGCAGGUCAUGUAACUUUCAUGGACAAUUUCAAGACUGCAGCUCAUUAUGAAAGUUGCCUCCUGCCAGAAACUUCAUGUUAAACUAUCUGCUCUGAUUCUAAUAAUUCAUGGCAAUGCAUUGUCUUGGUGCUUGAUUUCUUAAACUCAACCAUAACCAAAGUAUUACACUGAGGUGCUACAACUUUCCAAUUUAGAACUUAAGAAACCCUGCUUUACUAAUAAUGUGUAUUUUUUCCUUUUAUGUUAACAAACCCAAGUAACUUGAAAUAGAAUAUAUGGGUUUAUGUAGCAUUCAGUUAUACUUCAGUGCUGUUUAGUCCUAACUACUGAACUGGGUUUGCCUGUCAAGGUUGUGGUGGUGGAAGGGCUAAAGGGCUAAAAUUUCUCUUCUGUGAGAAAUUGCUAGAAGCUUCUGCUGUGUUCAACAGAGCAAAUUCCAUCUGACUCUGAGACAGACCUGCUGCUGGCCAAGGCCAAGCCAGUGAUGACAUUUUUAAGAAGGGGACAAGGCCACUGCACAAUGGCAACUGCAGCCAGACAGGGGGGUGAGAAUAAAUGGGAGAGAAAAUUCUGCAGACAUCAAGGUCCCUGAAGAAGGAGAGGAGGUUCCCCUGCAGAUCCCCCUGCAGCUUGUGAUGAAGACCAUGGUGAGGCAGGCUGUCCUUCUGCAGCCCAUGGAGGUUCCCAGGCUGGAGCAGGUGGAUGCCCAAAGGAGGUUGUGGCCCUGUGGGAAGCUUGUGCUCUAGCAGGCUUCUGGCAGGACCUGUGGAGCCAUGGAGAGAGCAGCCCAUGCUGGAGCAGGUUUGAUUGGAGGACUUUUGACCCCAUAGGGAUCCUAUGCUGGAGAAGUCUGCUCCUGAAGGACUGAACUCUGUGGAAGGGGUGGAAAGGACUCACACUGGAGCUGUUUGUGAAGAGCUGUGGCCUGUGGGAGGGACUGACACUGAAGAAGUUCAGGGAGGACUGUGUCCUGCAGCAGGAACUCCUUCCUGGAGCAGGGGAAGAGUGUGAGGAGUCCUCCCCCUGAGGAAGAAGGCACAGCAGAGACAUUGUGUGAUGAACUGACCACAAACUGAAUUUCCCCUCCCCCUGUGCUGCUGUUGGGGAAGAGGCAGAGAAAUCAGGAGUGAAGUUCAGCCUGAGAAGAAGGGAGGGGUGGCUGGACGGUGUUUUUAAGAUUUUAUUUCUCAUUAUCCUGCUCUGAUCUGACUGGUGAUAAAUUAAAUUAAUUUUUUCCCUCAA